AUGUCUGCAAACCGUGUUCUUUUGAUCAGUUUGAUUGUAACAUUGGUUAUUGCCAUCGGUGCUUGUAUAUGGGGUGCUGUCAUGACAUCUAAAUUUGUUUAUGCUACUCGAGAUAAAGAACCACUUUGUGACAAUGGAAAGCAAGAAGAAUUUGACUUCGUCGUUGUUGGACUCGGUGCUGGUGGCUCUGUGAUUGCCUCUCGUUUAUCAGAAAUACCGCAAUGGACAAUACUGGCAAUCGAUCGUGGCCCAAAUGAAGUAUCUACAGAUGUUGAUCCAACUUCCGCGAUUUCAGGAUAUAGUUUUGUGUCCCCUCAUGAUCCAGUGGCUACCAGUUUGCCAUUAGCUGCUGCCAAUAAAAAAAUUAUGUAUGUACCUCGCUUCAACGGCCUAGGUGGCACUGCUCGGUUAUAUGGUGGUAUCAAUGUUCGUCCCAGUCAGACUAUCAUGCGCCGGUGGCCAUCGAAUUGGACUUACGAUGAUCUGUUACCGUACUACAAAAAAAUUGAAGACCAUUAUUGUUAUUAUUUUGAUGCAAACAGUACGGGAAUCUCUGACGAAGAUUGUAAGAAAUAUCAUGGCAAAAAUGGACCCCUUCAAGUGAAUCCAACUUACAUACCUGAAUUUGCCAAUGUCUCAAAAUUAUUCGAACCCCUAUGUCGAAACAGCUCACUACUAUGGGGAGGAUACAAUGCAGAUAUCAAUGGUGCUAAUCAUAUCGGAUGCGCACUUUUUCAACGUUACUUUAAUCGAAAAGGAAAUCGAACAGAUGUUCAAUCAGAUUACUUUCUCGGUACAUCCUUUCAAGGUUACAUAACAGUCGACGUCAUCAAACGAACCAAUUUGCGAGUUCGUGCUGCUACUACAGUUCUCAAAAUCUUAUUUGACACUUCUGUGCAAGGACCAGCAAAAGCUCGCGGUGUCAUUAUUCAGAAUAGCACGGGAAUAUAUACAAUAUCCGUUCGAAAAGAGGUGAUUGUGGCUGGUGGUGCAUUCAGUACUCCACAUCUACUGCAAGUAAGUGGCAUAGGUGAUCCAGCUAUUCUUCUGUCUGCUCAAAUUCCAUUUGUUGCUGCUAAUGAAUACGUUGGUCGUAAUCUACGUGAUCAUGUUGCUGUGCCAAUGGUUUUUCAAGUUAAAAACAACUUUUCUACCUAUCCCAUCUAUCCAAAUACCAAUAAUUCUUCUAUAGUCUACAAGAAAUCUAUUCCCAAUGGUAGUAAAUCAUGGAUAAUUGCAUUGAAUGCGGGUGUCCGUCCAAAUAAUAUAACAGAUCUUCAAAUUUAUUUCUCUGACACAAAUUAUCAUUCACCAGAUUUAUUUGGUAAUAGUGAACCUCGGCAAUGCCGUUUUGGUUCCAACGGCUAUCGAGAGUCUCCAGCAGAAAUCACACUAAGAAUGAUACUACAAGAUCCUACGUUUCUUGGAACAGUCACAGCUACUAGUGACAAUAUUUAUGACAAGCCACUGAUCGAUUUCAAAUGGGACAACAUUACAGAUUAUGAAUACGAAGUAUUCAAUAAAACAAUUGUAGCAAUACGAAAUCUAGUCAAUACAACUCAAUGGGGACUUCUUUUAGGUGGUGAAGUUUUCCCUGGACCUAAUACGGACAUCAAAACAUUCAUCGAUGGUCAUUUAGAAACAGCUUUACAUCCGAUUUCUACGUGUCAGAUGGGCUUGUGCUCCGAUACCAGACUUCGUGUUUUGAAUACGACCAAUGUGCGGGUGUGUGAUACAUCAGCAUUCGGGGGUCAAGUGGAUGGUAAUCCAUCAGCGACCAUCUUCGCGUUAGCCGAACGACUGAACGAUAUUUUACGACAGGAUUAUGGAUAUAAUGUUCAACAAAAAGACAUGGAAACGGUUAUUGAUGAUGGUGAAAGGGCUGUAUCCGAUGGUGACACAAUUUCUCCUGAAAUGUUACAACAUCUAAAAGACUAUUCAGAACAUUUCUCAUAUGCUGCUUAA
Messenger RNA from Rotaria socialis, 1965 nucleotides. The record is from the annotation of a GenBank genome assembly. Lineage: Eukaryota; Metazoa; Rotifera; Eurotatoria; Philodinida; Philodinidae.